AUGUCAUCUGCUGGGCUCGUGUUCUAUCGCGAGGUCUGCCGGGCGAUCAGGAAGCUCCCUAAGGACACGCAGAGCUACUACCGCGUCGUGGCAAGAGAGAAGGUUGUGGCUCAUCGCGACGAAGACGAGCCCGAGAGGAUCGGCAAGAUCAUCCAACGGAGCCGGGAGGACGUGGCGUGGGUGCUGAAGAAGUACUCGCCGACGAAGGACGCGUGA
Micromonas commoda is the source of this 216-nucleotide messenger RNA. RefSeq lists its product with no specific name. The transcript has a single exon. NCBI's taxonomy places the organism in Eukaryota, Viridiplantae, Chlorophyta, Mamiellophyceae, Mamiellales, Mamiellaceae. The record is from RefSeq and is a predicted model, not a curated record. The coding region runs from base 1 to 216 and encodes 71 amino acids.